Lepisosteus oculatus (spotted gar) is the source of this 4800-nucleotide messenger RNA. RefSeq names its product DEAH (Asp-Glu-Ala-His) box helicase 9 (gene dhx9). Gene Ontology annotation, molecular function: ATP binding; 3'-5' DNA/RNA helicase activity; double-stranded RNA binding. NCBI's taxonomy places the organism in Eukaryota, Metazoa, Chordata, Actinopteri, Semionotiformes, Lepisosteidae. The record is from RefSeq and is a predicted model, not a curated record. Gene Ontology annotation, biological process: positive regulation of transcription by RNA polymerase II; regulation of mRNA processing. Gene Ontology annotation, cellular component: cytoplasm; intracellular anatomical structure; ribonucleoprotein complex.
UUCAGCUUUUCACCUUUUACUAGUGUUAUGUGAACCAUGCUUUGAGUGAAUAGUGAAAAAUGUUAUGGCAGCAUCUCUGUUAUGCAAAUGUGAUGAUGAUAUGAAGUUAUUUAAAUGAGGAGCGUUAGAAGCUUUUAGUUUUGGCAGGUCAAGAGUUCUUAAGACUAUAUAACACUAUGAUCUUAUUAAUGCAUUUAAACUCAGUUAUGACUUUUUGGCUAAGUUACUGUGAAGCAGUUUUAGUGUUUUUCUAAGACAUCGGCUUCUGUAUCUGCAUAAAAGUGUUGAAAUGUGUAUGCUGCUCUGCUGAAGCUGCAGUGUUUCUGUGAAUUGAUAAUGUCCUAGGUGGGCAAGCCUUAAAUCAAACUGUCUCCACUCUUUUGUGCAUGUGAAAGGGUUAGCUGGGUUUGAAUUGCAAAAACAUAAGUGUCCUGAUUUAUAAAGUAAGGCAGUGGCUCUAGGUUUUUUUAGGACGUUCUUUCUGUGUGGUGACAGUAUGUUUCUCAGCUAGCAUGUGAUACAGAGAGAGCUUUUUUGGGUGUAUCAUGAACCCCCAGGAAGGCUCGGAGAAUAUCAGUGUUUUUAAGUCAUACCUUGGUUUUUGUCAUUGACAUUUCCACAGUUUAAUCCCUUUUGAGAUCUCUGAAUGUUCUGUCUUUGCAGACCUUAUGUUACAUGCUUAAACAUUUAAAAAUUGCACAACCUUAAUGUGUUGCUGCAUAAUGGAAGAUUUUCCUAUUGCUUUAUAUUGUUUUUCGUUAAACGAGGUAAUAUUGUGGGAGAUGGUAACACCAGAAAUCACUAUCUUAAUGUUACAAAACAUGUGACAUGACUUAGGCAUCACUAAGCUGUCACAUGGUUGCAUCCAGUGGGGGAACAUAGUAACGUACAUGGUUCUGAUUUCUGGUGUUGCUGUUCCAUUAGGUUUUCGAGAAGCCCACAAGGCAGAUGGGACUAAGGUCAUUGUUAAGCCUGGCAGAGAAACAUACUGACAUCCAAGAUUAAUUGUAGCAGUGGAUAAUAGGCCUCUAAGAGGCAAACUUCACUUUCUCUUGAAGCUGCUGUGCUUCAAAGGAGUUUUAUUGCUGAAAUGAGUAUUUUUGUAAGGCAACUGGGCAGAAAAAUCUUUGCCCGUGAGCAUGGCUCUAACAAGAAGCUGGCUGCCCAGUCCUGCGCGCUCUCUCUUGUUAGACAGCUCUACCAUCUUGGAGUAAUUGAGGCUUACACGGGACAAACCAAAAAGAAAGAAGGAGAAACGCUGGAAGCCUUUGAAGUAAAUGUUACUGACGAUUUGCAGCGGCAGCUGCACUCUGUCGUUCAGGAGCUGGGCCUUCAGAUUCCUCUACCGCCCGAAGCCCCCGGCAAUCCUGUUUCAUUGAUACAGGGCAAAAUUGCCCAUUUUGAGCCCUCCCAGAAGCAGAGCAUGGCUGGUGUAGUGCCGUGGUCACCACCACAAGUCAACUGGAACCCCUGGACAAGCAGUAAUAUUGAUGAUGGACCUCUUGCUUUUUGUACCCCGGAACAGAUCAGUUCAGAUCUACAAAAUGAACUGAUGUAUCAGCUGGAACAUGACCAAACCCUGCAACAGAUUCUUCAAGAGCGUGAGCAGCUGCCCGUGAAGAAGUUUGAACAGGAGAUUAUGACUGCAAUCCACAGUAAUUCUGUCGUCAUCAUUAGAGGUGCCACAGGCUGUGGAAAAACCACUCAGGUUCCGCAGUAUAUCCUGGAUGAAUACAUCAAGAAUGGAAAAGCUUCAGAUUGUAACAUUGUUGUCACCCAGCCUCGCCGAAUCAGUGCGGUUUCUGUAGCUGAACGUGUCGGCUCUGAGCGGGGCGAAGAUUUGGGGAAAAGCUGUGGGUACAGUGUGCGUUUCGAGUCCAUCCUGCCCAGACCCCACGCCAGCAUUCUUUUCUGCACAGUGGGUGUACUGCUAAGAAAAUUGGAAUCUGGUAUUCGAGGAAUCAGUCAUGUCAUUGUGGAUGAAAUUCAUGAAAGAGAUCUGAAUACUGACUUUCUUAUGGUUGUCCUGAGGGAUGUUGUACAGGCUUUCCCAGAAAUCAGAGUCAUUCUCAUGUCUGCUACUAUUGACACCACCAUGUUCCGUGAAUAUUUCUUCAACUGUCCAGUGAUAGAGGUUUUUGGACGAACAUAUCCAGUUCAAGAGUAUUUCCUGGAGGACUGUAUCCAGAUGACUCAGUUUGUUCCUCCCCCAUCUGAUAAAAAGAAAAAGGAUAAAGAUGAAGAGGGUGGAGAUGAAGAGACAAACUGUAAUGUUAUAUGUGGACCAGAAUAUGGCCCCGAGACCAAAAACUCCAUGGCCCAGAUAAAUGAGAAGGAAACGCCCUUUGAACUGAUUGAAGCUUUGCUGAAAUACAUUGAAACACUCAGCGUUCCUGGAGCUGUGCUGGUGUUCUUGCCUGGCUGGAAUCUCAUUUACUCUAUGCAGAGGCAUCUGGAGAUGAAUCCACAUUUUGCAAGUCACCGCUAUAGGGUUUUGCCUUUACACUCCCAGAUUCCACGUGAGGAACAGAGGAGAGUGUUUGAUCCUGUGCCCGACAAUGUUACAAAGGUUAUCUUGUCCACAAAUAUUGCAGAGACCAGUAUUACAAUCAAUGAUGUUGUCUACGUGAUUGACUCCUGCAAGCAAAAGGUUAAACUGUUUACAGCCCACAACAACAUGACUAACUAUGCUACAGUCUGGGCAUCCAAGACAAAUUUGGAACAGCGGAAAGGCAGAGCUGGCCGAGUCCGACCUGGAUUCUGUUUCCAUCUGUGUAGCAGAACACGCUUUGAAAGACUCGAAACACACAUGACCCCUGAGAUUUUCCGUACUCCUCUGCAUGAAGUAGCCCUCAGCAUCAAGCUUCUAAGGCUUGGGGGCAUUGGACAUUUCUUAUCAAAAGCUAUUGAGCCUCCUCCCUUGGAUGCAGUUAUUGAAGCAGAGCAUACUUUGAGAGAACUGGAUGCUUUGGAUACCAAUGAUGAGUUGACCCCUCUAGGCAGAAUCCUUGCCAAACUCCCCAUUGAACCACGUCUUGGAAAGAUGAUGAUUAUGGGCUGCAUUAUCAAUGUUGGCGAUGCUGUGUGCACAAUAUCAGCCGCCACUUGUUUCCCUGAGCCUUUCAUCAAUGAAGGGAAGCGUCUGGGGUUUGUCCACAGGAACUUUGCAGGGACUAGGUUCUCGGAUCACGUAGCCCUUCUUUCUGUGUUCCAGGCCUGGGAUGAUGCCAGAAUGGGUGGCGAAGACGCAGAAGUUCGAUUUUGUGAGCACAAAAGGCUAAACAUGGCCACUCUGCGGAUGACAUGGGAGGCUAAAGUGCAGCUUAAGGAUAUCCUCGUUAAUUCUGGAUUUCCCGAAGAGUGCUUGAUGACACAGAUGUUCAAUAACUUCGGGCCAGAUAACAAUCUGGAUGUGGUCAUCUCCUUGCUGACAUUUGGCUUUUAUCCCAACGUUUGCUAUCACAAGGAGAAAAGGAAGAUCCUCACCACCGAGGGGCGCAAUGCUUUAAUCCACAAAUCCUCUGUUAACUGUCCCUUCAGCAGCCAAGACAUGAAAUAUCCUUCACCAUUCUUUGUGUUUGGAGAAAAGAUCAGGACAAGGGCCAUCUCGGCAAAAGGAAUGACUUUGGUCAGCCCUCUUCAGCUGAUUCUGUUUGGGUCAAAGAAAAUCACUUCAGAUGGUGAACUUAUUUUACUUGAUGAAUGGAUAAAACUGAAGAUGCCUCAUGAUGUUGCUGCCUGUAUUGCUGCUCUCAGAACAGGAGUAGAGGCACUUGUUGUCGAAGUAACUAAAGAUCCUGAAUACAUAAGACAGAUGGGUCCUGUGAAUGAACGCAUGUUGAACAUCAUUCGUCAAAUUUCAAAACCCUCUGCCGCAGGGAUACACCUAAUGGUGAACAACUCAAGGUUUGGGGAUGGCCCACGGCCUCCGAAGAUGGCGCGGUAUGAGGGUGGUGGGGGCUACAGAGGCCGAGGAGGCUACCAGGGCGGGGGUGGCUACGGAGGAGGGGGUGGCUACGGAGGAGGUGGCUACGGAAGAGGUGGUGGAUAUGGAGGAUUUGGAAAUGGAGGCGGUGGUGGUGGAUACAGAGGAGGGGGCUAUGGAGGAGGGGGUGGAGGCUUCAGAGGCUCAGGCUAUGGGGGAUACAGGGGAGGUGGAGGACACAGGGGAGGAGGGGGUUACAGAGGUGGUGCAUUUUAGGAACCGUUUAUGCUAAAGGGAUACUGCUUGGGUGUAUUUUUCCUAAAAGGCCAUGGUGUAUGGAAAUCCUUAUGUUCAGUAAACCUUUAAAACUUUGGACUUGUGGUUCUCAGAGGUUUUUUUUUUUACUUUCAAUCUGUCUUUGUGGAGUUUGUUUCUAAAUUUAGUAUGCAGUUAGUGCUUUAGGUCAUGUGUGCCCAACUCCAGGUAUCAAUAUAUGCUGUCCAGCAGAUUUUCUAGGUCUCUUUAAAUCCAUCCUCUUAAGAAUGAGAAAUUUGAUUUGUACAGUUAAGCAAAUAUUGAGUUUAGUUAGGUAAUUAAGGGCUCAUGAGGAAGAAAAAGCAGAAACUGUCUGGUCCUCCAGGACAGGAGUUUUAUACCUCUGAGCGAAGAUAUUCAGUUCUCGAUCUCUGCACAGUGAAUUGCAAUAGAAUGCUUGUAAAAUAUCUGGACUUCAGCUAGGCUUGGAGUGUCAAAUUGUUUUAAAAUAAAAGGCAAAUCUGUAUGUCAAAUGUAAGGAAUCCACUAAAUGUAAAAAAGGCAAUAUGUGAAUAACAAACUCUACCCACAGUGGAUUUAAAUAAAACAUUUAAAGUUGA